AUGCCUCGCCGGCGGUUGAGCAAUUUGAAGACCCGCCAUUCAGUGAAGGACAGCUCACGGCUGCAUGAAGGGCCGACGAUGCACGAUUGCAGACGCGCCGUGCGGGACCCCGAGUGCAGCAGCCUGGCUGGCAGAGAUUUUAAAGGGCUUGCGGGUGGGCGGCGCGCCUGCGGGAAUUGUUUGCAGCAAUCCAUCCGCCAAUCUAUGCAGCGCCGCUCCACCAUCCCGCACCCCACAUCCAGGAACAAGCAACUCAAGCAGCACGCCAAGCAGGAUCUGUGCGACAAAAAGCUUGUCCAGGCCAUGCUAUCGCCUACGGCGGCCCCAGUGGCCCCCAGUGGCCGCAAAAAGCUAGCAGGCCCGCGGGCCACUCGGCUGCCACUGCGUUCUCAGCGGCGCCUCAGCGGCGCAACAUCGACGUCACGGCUGCUCGUCGGUGGCCGUUCGCGCUCGGCCUCAGGCAGCGUUGCCGACGUGCCAUUGCGACGGCCUGCGCGCUUCUGGCUGCUGGCGACGCGGUGCAGUGGUGACUGA
Molecule: messenger RNA, 534 nt
Organism: Mytilinidion resinicola
Lineage: Eukaryota; Fungi; Ascomycota; Dothideomycetes; Mytilinidiales; Mytilinidiaceae
Exons: 1
Coding region: 1-534 (177 amino acids)
Source: RefSeq, a predicted model, not a curated record